This is a messenger RNA of Vespula pensylvanica (western yellowjacket), 1392 nucleotides long. RefSeq names its product keratin-associated protein 19-2-like. The record is from RefSeq and is a predicted model, not a curated record. Lineage: Eukaryota; Metazoa; Arthropoda; Insecta; Hymenoptera; Vespidae. Bases 342 to 857 code for a protein of 171 amino acids. The transcript has 4 exons.
CGAAGGUCCGUAAGCAAUUAGAACGAUUGCGUUAAAUUACUAGGAAUUCAUCGUUUUUCAAAUAAAAAUUGUUUGCAAAGUUCAAUGUCAUUCUUACGAAGGUAAGUCGAGAUGAAGAAAACCGGAAAGAUGAGAAUGAAAGAUAAAUUUGUAUUUUCUACGAGAACACGAAUAUAUGUACAUAUAUACGUAUGUACAUAACGUGGGUAGUAUCUGUGAAAGGAAACCAUUGGUAGAAAGAAAUUAAACAUUUUAGUGACUAGUAAAGAUCUCUUGAUGGUAGGGACAUCUUCCGCGAUCUUAUGCUAUAAAAAGUCUUUCGAGACUCAAGCUAAGAAAGGAUGAAGUUCCAUUACGUAUUGGCAUUAAUUACACUUCUGACGGUGACUUAUGCAGCCGACGUCACUCAAAAUUUAUUAAAUUCAUCAUUGAAUCCCAACAAUGAAAGUAAGGUAAGAGAGAAGAGAAGUUUACUUUUAGGAAAAACUGCCCUAAUUGGAGGUGGUGGUGCUCUUCUUGCUAAAAAAGCCCUUCUUAUUGGAGGUGCUGCCCUUGGAGCAAAAGCAUUGAUUGGUGCUGGCUUGUACAAAGCUAAAUAUUUGGGAAGUGGUUACAGCGGUGGUCAUGGGGGAUAUGCUUACGGAGGUGGCUAUGGUUUUGGAGGGGGAUAUGGUCAUGGAGGUGGAUAUGGUUAUGGAGGUGGCUAUGGUUAUGGAGGUGGCUACGGUCAUGGAGGUGGCUACGGUUAUGGAGGUGGUUACGGUCAUGGAGGUGGCUACGGUUAUGGAGGUGGUUACGGUCAUGGAGGUGGAUAUGGACAUGGGCAUUCGACUUAUCACGGCUCUUAUUGGCGAUAAUUUUAUAUACUGUAAUGCAGUACAAAAGUGUUCUUGAGAGAUUUGUUUGAAAACAGCAUUCUUGCGAAAUAUGUCUGAAUCCGAUAUUCUUGAGAAAAAUAAUUCUUUUAUAUUAUUUAAAAGUUUAAAAAAUAAUAUAUUAACAAAAAUGCGCGUAUGAAAUUGUUCACUUAUAAUUAAACUAUUUUCACAAUCACCGGCUCAUUUAUCAUUGAUAAUAUUUUAUAAAAAAAAAUAAAAUAAAAUAAAAUAAUAAUAAUAAAAUAGAAAAAAAUCGCGAUCAUUCGAAUAAAAGUUAAUGGUUUAGAUACAAUAGAUGCUAACAUGAUAUUGAUAUCAUCGAUUACAGCAUAUAGUAGUGCUGUAAUCGAAGCAAUGUCUUCGCUAAUAUUACGUGACGUUAAUUUUAUGUACUGAUUUCGAUACCCAUGUUCUUUUCUCGGUAAGGAAGUAGAUAUAAAUAAUCGAAAGUGAAAAUGAAAUGUUCAUAAAUUUAAAUUCAAAUUCAAAUUAAUACGAAGACAGACAAAAUUUG